AUGUGGGCUCUGACUUCCCGGCCAAUUUAUAGCACAGAGGCGCUGCAGCUGAUGGAGCGUUACAAGGUGCACAAUGCGCUGCAGAGCAACCGGUGGCUUCUGCCACGGCACCUGCCCUUGUUUGCCGUUCGACCUCUCUACCCGGCACAGCUGGUGCUGCCGACCAGCAGCGUGAUUCAGCUUCCCCUCUGCGCCGUUCCCUUCUGUUCGCUGCCAACCUGGAGGAAGCGGGAGAUUCUCAGCUUGUACCCACCGCCCUCCACGCCUCCGGGCUCGUGCUUAUUUCUUGAUAGUAGCGGGUCUGACACGCGAUGGCGUCCAGCCUCCAUGUCGGAGUGCUUUGAUGCGGCAUUUGUGCGCAGUGAUUCCCCGGCAUCUCACCAACACUUGCUGUGCGCCGCUGACUGCGCCGCGGGCGGGACGUUUGCGGAGGAGGUGACGGUGCUCAACGCUCAAGAGACGAACAAUCCUUUUUUGGUCGACGCUGACCUCACGCACCGCAAUCUACUCGAUAAAGUGGCGUUUCAGCACUCUAUCGGCAGCUCGCUGACCACCAUCGCAGCACAGUUCCGCUACACAUCAUUUGACUGGGUCGAGGUGACAGCGGUGGCUGCCGCCGGUCUGCGCGUGUGUGCCAACGCAGAGCCACAUCUCGUCAGCUGCGCCGAUGAGCUGAGAGUGGUACACAUCUCGCAGCUGCCGUCCCAGCGCCAGGAGGAACUUGUGGCCGCAAUCCCGCGCCAAAUUCUCAUCAAGAGCAUGGCAUUUUCGUAUGUCUUCUACCACAAGCGCUGGCGAUAUCACAAGCUCAUGGGGCUGACGAGUCCGCUGCUCCAUCGCCACAUUCCAUGCUGCGGCACCCCACAAGCACAAGCCUUGCAACCGCUUCUUUGGAUUGCCGUGGACCAAAACAUGGAGUUCCACGGUACCGUGACGAAGCGUGAGCGUCGCUUACCCAGACGGUUCUACAACUCGCAACAGCUCGAACUAGACGCGUGCGCUUUCCCAAGUCACCGAUAA
Molecule: messenger RNA, 1020 nt
Organism: Leishmania braziliensis MHOM/BR/75/M2904
Lineage: Eukaryota; Euglenozoa; Kinetoplastea; Trypanosomatida; Trypanosomatidae
Exons: 1
Coding region: 1-1020 (339 amino acids)
Source: RefSeq, a predicted model, not a curated record